This is a messenger RNA of Hydractinia symbiolongicarpus, 1928 nucleotides long. RefSeq lists its product as uncharacterized. NCBI's taxonomy places the organism in Eukaryota, Metazoa, Cnidaria, Hydrozoa, Anthoathecata, Hydractiniidae. The record is from RefSeq and is a predicted model, not a curated record. Bases 66 to 1586 code for a protein of 506 amino acids. The transcript has 3 exons.
AACUAUAUAAAUAUGGUUUUAGAUCUAGAAAAAUUCAACUAUAGUAUCCAAGAGGUAUAUACAGUAUGCAUUCGAUGGAGUACUUACUUAAAGAAGUUCACACAAAAUUAAAGACUGCUGAAAACACUUUACAGAAAUGUGAACAAGAAGUAUUGUAUCUGACAAAGAAUUUUGAAACAGCAAAAUAUUCUAUCUUAAAGUCUGUAGAUCGACAUAUUGAAACAUUGCAAUGUCGUUCAAAGUGGCUGAGUUGCCACCUCAAUAGUAGUUACCAUUUAAAGAGAGACUCAUUACAAACGCAAAUAUCAGAGCUACAAGAAACAUCGUGUGCAUUGAAAGGAUGUCUUAAAGCUGCAGAUAGUGGAGAUGUCGAUGAAGAAUCUUUACGAAAUUUCGUCAAACAGACUCUAAUUCUUAGUGAUAGUGCACCCUUGUUGCUUACGGAGAAUGGAUCCAUGAAGUUUACUUGCGACAAUGAGAAGUUAGAAGAAAUGAUCAUUGGCUUUGGUGAAGUUGAUAUUGGUCCCCAGGCUACUGAUGAUGACGAAGAGGAGGAAUAUGAUUUGCUGUCAGAUGCUGAUGGUGAUAAUGAUGACAUGGUAGUGUUUGGACGCAGCAAAGAAGAACAGAUAAAACAUUCAAUGGAGAAGACAUUGGAGGAAAUAGAGAUGAAAAUGAAAUCCAUUGAAAUGCAGCAUAUGACGUCGGAAUCUGCGCUAGAAGAUUUGAAAAAGUUGGAUUUUGAUGACGAUGAUGAAAACGAGGAGGUGGAGGAGGAGGAGAACAUGUGUUGGCUUGUGCAGAGAUCAAAAGCAGCGAGUUCAAAUUGCGAGUUCGAUUCUCCAGGAUAUAAUUCGAUGUGGUUGAUGGACCAUGAAAUUAUUGAAUGCGAAAACGACUAUGAAACUGUUUCACCGCCCUUCUCCUUUGAUGAUGAGAUUACUAAUGCGUUUAACAAUAAAUAUGUCUCAAGAUAUGAACGCCCAACGUUUCUUCCAAGUGAAGACAUAAAAGAUUGGACUGUGAAUGUCUCGCAAGACCACAAGUGGAUGACGAGCGAGGACAACGACAUAAAAGUGGCUUCACUUGUGUCAUUUGAGCACUUUGACCGGCCCCUAUUUCAUUGGAUGCCUUCAGAAAUAAACACGGACAGUCAUGACCAUUUCGACAACCGCCACUUUAUCGAUCCGUUGAUGAAGAGCAAGUUCAACAGUGCCCCGAAAAUAUCAGAUGUGCACUCUAACAAAGAGAAAAACAAGAUAAAUAGUACAAAAUUGAUUGAUCAGCUAAAUGUAGCUCAUUAUGACACCAUAUUAAAUUCUAAUUUGUCGUUAUAUCUCUGGAAGCCGGAAAUUAGUAGAAAUGUUAAGACCGGAAUCGAAACAAAUGAAAAUGUGGAGCACAUGGAUGCCAUUUUAAAACGUCCGUUGCAAUCAUAUUUGAAAAAACCUACGGGACCGAGUUCUGAUCAUUCCUCGUGCGCUUGGUUAGUUGGAAAAUCUAGUGAACAAUGUAACGCAUGCAGUCAAACAUGUGCUUUCGAAAUAGAUAACAACGAAUGGUUGAAAACUGCUACUGGUUGGUGAAGUUCUCUAACGUCUUCCAUAUAAUUCUUGAUUAGUAAUAUGAGUAUAACCGUAUAGACGUUUGUCUCGAUAAUUAAUGGCUGUCAUGUGAAUACAAAGUAUAACCUAUUUUGUUUUUGUUGAUACUUGAUACGUCCGGUUGAAACCACGCAUUUUUAAUGAUGUUCUAACUAAGUUGGAUUAGACAUUUUGGAUAAUAAGGCUAUUACGGAGAUCAAACUCUGAUACAACGCUUUCGCUAAGUGGUUUCUUUGUGUGAAAAAUGUCGCAUAUAUUUUAUCUUGUUAUAUAACCAUUAUUCUUUCUUGUAAAUGUGUGUUUAAAUAAAUCAAUGUUUUUACA